AUGGCUCCUUCUGAUUUCAAUCUAUACGUGGCACGACAGCCUGACCUCAGUAGCCUUUCAUCUGGACAGACUUUAGCGAGGAAUACCACAGCAAGCAACAACAUCAGCCCAGCGAUCGCGCCGAUGAUCAUACCAGCCAUGGCACCUCCUGCUAGAUCGCGUGAACCUGUAUUGGCAACACCGAGCUCGUUGGGAAUACCGACUGUACCACUGGAAAGCGGUCGAGAUGAGCUCGAAGGUGAAAAAGGUUGCACAGAUAUCGAUGUCUCUGUCGAUGCCCAACUCGCAGACACGUUGCCGAACAUUUGUGGUAGCAGCACUACCCUACGUUUGUCGUACAGCAACUUCUCGAUCCUCCACAACACCAUCGCUCAUUAUCUGCUUUGCCUGUGCAGGGUGUCAUCCGUGCUGUUCGCUCGGGGUUUUCGGUUUGGCAGAAGCUUAGUUAAUUCUCUCUAUUAUAUUCUGCGUCGGUACAGUAAUCGAUACACUGUUGCUUGUGAGUCUUUCUUCAAAGCUCCGUACAUCUGA
Messenger RNA from Ascochyta rabiei, 531 nucleotides. RefSeq lists its product as uncharacterized. Lineage: Eukaryota; Fungi; Ascomycota; Dothideomycetes; Pleosporales; Didymellaceae. The coding region runs from base 1 to 531 and encodes 176 amino acids. The transcript has 2 exons. The record is from RefSeq and is a predicted model, not a curated record.